Nomia melanderi (Alkali bee) is the source of this 4064-nucleotide messenger RNA. NCBI's taxonomy places the organism in Eukaryota, Metazoa, Arthropoda, Insecta, Hymenoptera, Halictidae. The record is from RefSeq and is a predicted model, not a curated record.
CGUCGUAGGUUUUGUAUGUUAUACGUGAAUGUAUUUUUUUAAGACGAUUUUAAUCAUCAAACGCGGGGCUAACAAUAACGGAUCAAGGAUUAUGUGUCUUUCAAGAAUAGUGACGUAAUAUGGAGGAUAAAUAUACGACGCAGAUGAACCCGGCAACCUUAAAAUCGUGGCUGCAACGCGGUGAAUUCGAGAAGCUACAGCAUGUCGUCCUCGAAGGUCGCGGUGCUCGCCUGUUAGGUGAACAAUCGCCGGAUCUCAGAACUCGUGUCUUCCUGAAAGGACUCCCGAAUUACUUGACAAAAAUCUCUCAAGUGCACGACGCAGUUUCCCGCGGUUCUCUAGCUGAAACGCAAAGGUUCAUCUUAGAGGAACCCAAGAAGAAAUUGGCAAUCGCUAAGGAUUCAACUGGCAAGUCCUUGCUUCAAAAAGCGGUCUACUACGACCAACAGGACAUCGUCGAGUGGCUGGUGAAUAAUUAUCCCAACAUUGUGCAUCAGAGAGAUAGGGAAGGCAGAACAGCGUUGCAUUACUGUGCAGCCUGCAAGGAUCCGGAAGCAAUUUGGGAUGUCCUCGUAGAAGCCGGUUGUGACGCGAGCAUCUGCGACAAAAAGGGCAAUCCGGCAGCUUAUUACCUGGAAUACAGUUCGGAGAUUGAGUUACCAGAAUCGGAGAACAUGUAUCGCCGAAAAGCAAGCAGCGCCAAGGAGCCACUGGAUGUCAAACCUUCUAAUAUUAGAAUAUGGAUCCACAACCGAGACAUAGGAAAAUUACAACAGGUUCUAUGGGAAGGACAUGGAAACAAAUUGCGCAGGGAGACCAGCAACAAUCCGCGCGUGAAAAGGUUUUUAGAAGCUGUACCGUUCAUAAUGGGCAGUGUGAAAGAUAUCCACUCAGCCACAAUACAAAACGAUUUAGAGGAAUUUAGGAAGAAAAUAGACUCUACCUCGCCCAUCAUUCUCUGUAGCAAGGAUUCUAAUGGUUUAAAUGUCUUACAUAAGGCUGCUGGAUUGGGACUGACAGAAAUAGCACGAGAAAUUCUGUCGUCCUAUCCUUCCGUCGUGGAAGCGGUGGACAAUGAUGGAAAGACUCCAUUGCAUUAUGCAGCCGCAGUAAAAGACGACGGAGAAUUAUACAAUUUGUUAACGGAGUACGGGGCUGAUGAAAGCAAAUUGGACAAUAGACAAAAAGCUGCAGCGUUCUAUAAGAAUCGACCUUCAGAUAUAGAUCAUGGACUCUUAUCGGUUAUACCGGAAGCUCCUCGAGUUUCCGGUACCACAUACCCCAGACACUGGGAUUGGAGGAUCUUGGAAGCCGAAAUUCCAAGAGGUAUGAAGAAAGCCAACAGUGCAGACAUUGACAGCGCGUUUGGAAGCGCUGAGUCUGCAUCGAAGAAAUAUAGCAGAUCAAUGGAGCAGAUAAAACGAUCAGAAGGCGAAGAACAGAAAGACCAAGAGGACUCGGCGGACGCAGAAGAGGCGGAGAACGAAGAUGGCGCCGAGAAAGCUGAAGAACCCGCGGAGAACGAAGGUGAGCCAGAGAACCCAGAAAAUCCAGAGAACGUAGAAGAACCUGAAAAUCCCGACAAUUCAGAGAACCCAGAAGCAGCUGAGAAUCCAGAAGAAACGGAUGAAGCGGGGAAUGAGGAAAAUCCAGAGGCUGCGGAGGAAGCGGAGGAAGCAAAAGAGGGCGAGGGCGAAGAGAAGAACGAAGAAGAAGCCGCGCAGGAAGCGGCGAAGGAGGACUCGGAGGGAAGGUCCUCGGACGACGAUGUGGUGACAGGGAUACCAACGGAGGAAACAGGAGAAACCAAAGAGGAAGAGGAGCCUGAGAACGCCGAGGAGGAAGCAGAGAAGGCCGAGGAGGAAGCAGAAAAGGCUGAAGAGGAAGCAGAGCCUGAAGCUGCAGAAGAGGCUAAGGAAACGACGGAUGACGCGGAUGGGACUAAGACAGAGGAUGCCGAGCAAGAGGAGGAAAGUAAGGAACAGGAAGAGAGAAACGAGCCGAGCACGGGUGAUUCAGGGGUCGAUGAUCCAGGAAACGACGAAGACCAGGUGAUCGUCGGCGAGCACGAGGAGCUUCCGGAGGCAGAGCUGAACGACGCAGGCAUGACGGCGGACCCGGAAAUCGAGAAGCUGCUGGAGAACGGGAACAUGGAGCAGCUGGCAGCGUUGGUCCUCAACGGGGAAGGCAGGAGACUAGUCGGCCGGAACUCGGGGAAUCCUGAACUCCAGGCUUUCAUUGAUCGCGUCCCUUCGUACAUGGGAAAGAUUCAUGCUAUACACAUGGCAGCGAGAGAGGGAAAUCUGAGGGAUCUACAAAGUGCUUUGGACCGUCGCAAGUUUGCUGUCGCGAGGGAUGGAUCGUCUCCGCAUGGUUCUACGCCGUUGCACGUUGCAGUUGUAUUCGGGAACACUACUAUUAUUAGAUAUCUGGCAGGGAGGUUUCCAGAAACCACAAACGCGAUCGAUCUAAAUGGCCGAACGGCUUUACAUUAUGCGGCAACUCUUGCAGACAACGGCCAUUACUACAACCUCUUGCUUCACUUGGGUGCCAAUCCUUUGACUCAAGACAACUUCGGGCAAAAGGCGGACUAUUACAAGCAAGAUCAGUCAGAAUUAUCGCAUAAAUCUUUGCUUCGCGAUUUCGGAGCGAACGAGAAACUCGCCGACGAAAUGUUGACUGACAAAGUUCCCGGAGGCGACACGGUCUCCGCCCGCCGCGACAUAACCGAACCGGAGAUCCUAGCUACCCUGGAGAGGUGUUUCCGUCUGCUGGCCGGCACGAAGUACACCACCGGCAUCAAAUCUGCUGGGAACUCUGGUACACUGCUGAACCGUUGCCUGAAACGUCACGUGUUCGAUCGUAUCAAGCACCGUGUGACUCGCAUGGACCACAAUCUCUUUGAUGUGAUUUGGCCCGCUUUAAAGAAACACAACUCAAACACCAACACCAACGUGAGUAGCGCCUACUCGACGAUCAGCGGUAAUUCCGAAGAAGACGACAGCGUCAUGGUGGUAGCGCCUGACUAUGAAAGCUACACCGUCUUCAUGGAAUUCUUCGACCCCUUGAUCAGAGACAUCCAUUGCGUGACCGCUAGCGGCGAUCUACCUGAUCACCCUUCACCGAGAUUCUUCCUGCCUGACGAUGAUGACAGAGAAGAAACUAUUGACAACAUCGACGACGCCACCAUUGCUGCGAUUGAAACCUAUGAUCUUGAUGUCCAAGCGAAAUACAUUCAAACUGCGACGAUCGAGUGCUGCAGGAACUUGGAGAAGUAUCCUUUUCCGCUGACUUUGACUGUGAAUCAGCUGGAAGAUGUAGAACGUGUGAUCAUCUCGGAACUGAUGAGUCCAGACAUCGCGGGGAUCAUAGCUGAGGGUAGCAGCGAAGAUGAGGCAGGAACAUAUUUCACUCUCAACGAAAUCCUAGAUCAGCCCAGCCCAAUUAGAGCUCAGUUAGCAGCAGCUGGUCUGCUGUUACCGAUCACUGACUUUGAGCUACACGAUGAGAAACGUCUUCAUGGGAAACACUGGCCUUACGGACGAGGUGUCUAUGUAGCUUCAGCUGGAGAUCUAGUGGCCUGGGUGAACGUCCAAGAUCAUCUGAGGAUCAUUUGUCGGACCAGCGAUAACAGGCCAGGUCUGAUAGGUCGUGCCUACGUGAGACUGGCAAAAAUUAUGGUGAUACUGAAUGAUGCAAUGGACUUUAGGAUAGACAAGAAACUGGGGUUUCUGAGUUCACGACCCUACGCUAUUGGUAAUACCCUAAAAUUCAAUCUGAUCAUACGAUUCCCAGAGUUGUCGAAGGAAUACGAUCAUUUGAAGCAUUUGUGCGUGGUGCGUGGGCUGAGUAUUCGGGAAACGGUCAGACGUGACACUGUUAAAAUUGGUAAUCAACAAUCUUUGAGUAUCACGGAGAUCCAGACGCUUCAAGACUUUUCCAGGGCUGUGUCGAAUAUCUUAGCCCUGGAGAAGGAAGUGGCGAUCAAUAACUCGAUGAAGAUAGCCAAUCUGCUCGCGGGAAUAUUCCGGAAGCGAAGCAGCGCGAAACGUUUCCAGAAUUAA